UGACAGGAGUGGGGGUUUUGCCUGCUGUGUGACCAUGGAGGAGACGGACCGGGAAGCUGUGGCGACAGCGGUCCAGAGGGUCGCUGGGAUGCUGCAGCGCCCUGACCAGCUGGACAAAGUGGAGCAGUAUCGCCGAAGAGAGGCCCGCAAAAAGGCCUCCGUGGAGGCCAGAUUGAAGGCCGCGAUCCAGUCACAGCUGGAUGGUGUGCGCACGGGCCUCGGCCAGCUGCACAGUGCGCUCACCGACGUGAAGGCCAUCCAGCAGUCGCUGGCGGCCGUCAGCCAGGACUGGAGGCAGAGCAUCAACACCAUCGAGAGCCUUCGCGAUGUGAAGGACGCCGUGGUGCGGCACAGCCAGCUCGCCGCCGCCGUGGAGAACCUCAAGAACAUCUUCUCAGUGCCGGAGAUCGUCAGGGAGACGGAGGACCUGACUGAGCAGGGGCAGCUGCUGCAGGCACACCGGAAGCUGAUGGACCUGGAGUGCUCGCGGGACGGCCUGAUGUACGAGCAGUACCGCAUGGACAGCCGGAACACGCACGACAUGACGCUCAUCCAGGGUUACUUCGGCAGCAUGCAGCGGCUCUCGGACGAGCUGGCCAAGCAGCUGUGGAUGGUGCUGCAGCGGUCCCUGGUCACUGUCCGCCGCGACCCCACUCUGCUGGUCUCCGUCGUCCGCAUCAUCGAACGGGAGGAGAAAAUUGACCGGCGCAUGCUUGACCGCAGCAAGCAGACCGGCUUCAUCCCCCCGGGGAGGCCCAAAAGGUGGAAGGAGAAGAUGUUCACCAUCCUGGACAGGACUGUGACCACAAGGAUCGAGGGCACGCAGGCCGACACCAGGGAGUCGGACAAGAUGUGGCUGGUCCGUCACCUGGAGAUCAUCCGCAAGUAUGUUCUGGACGACCUCAUCGUUGCCAAAAACCUGAUGGUGCAGUGUUUCCCUCCCCACUAUGACAUCUUCCGAAACCUCCUGAGCAUGUACCACCAGGCCCUGAGCACGCGGAUGCAGGACCUGGCGUCGGAAGACCUGGAGGCAAAUGAGAUAGUGAGCCUCUUGACCUGGGUGCUGAACACCUACACAAGUGCAGAGAUGAUGGGAAACUCAGAGCUGGCCCCAGAAGUGGACACUGACGCCCUGGGGCCCUUGCUGUCCCCGCACGUCAUCUCCGAGCUGCUUGGCACGUACAUGUCGACGCUCACGUCAAACAUCAUUGCCUGGCUGCGGAAAGCACUGGAGACGGACCGGAAGGACUGGGUCAAGGAGACCGAGCCUGAGGCCGACCAGGACGGCUACUACCAGACCACGCUUCCCGCCAUCGUCUUCCAGAUGUUUGAACAGAACCUCCAAGUGGCUGCUCAGAUAAGUGAAGAUUUGAAAAUAAAGGUACUGGUUUUGUGUCUUCAGCAGAUGAGCUCUUUCUUAAACAGAUACAAGGAGGAGGCGCAGCUGUACAAGGAGGAGCACUUGCGGGACCGGCAGCACCCCCACUGCUAUGUGCAGUACAUGGUGGCCAUCGUCAACAACUGCCAGACCUUCAAAGAAUCCAUAGUCAGCUUAAAAAAGAAGUAUUUGAAAAGUGACACGGAAGAGGGCAUGUCCAUGUGCCAGCCCAGCAUGGACGCAGUCUUGGACACCAUUGCUAAGGAAGGCUGCAGCAGCCUGCUGGAGGAGGUCUUCCUAGACCUGGAGCCACAUCUCAAUGAGCUGAUGACCAAGAAGUGGCUGUCGGGGUCGAACGCCGUGGACAUCAUCUGUGUCACCGUGGAAGACUAUUUCAACGACUUUGCCAAGAUUAAAAAGCCAUAUAAAAAGCGCGUGGCCGCCGAGGCGCACCGGCGGGUGGUGGUGGAGUACCUGCGGGCCAUCAUGCAGAAGCGGAUCUCCUUCCGGAGCGCCGAGGAGCGCAAGGAGGGCGCUGAGCGCAUGCUCAGGGAGGCCGAGCAGCUCCGCUUCCUGUUCCGGAAGCUGGCGGCGGGCUUUGGGGAGGACGUGGACAGCCACUGCGACACCAUUGUGGCCAUCGCAGAGGUCAUUAAGCUCACAGACCCCUCCCUGCUCUACCUGGAGGUCUCCACGCUGGUCAGCAAGUACCCAGACAUCAGGGACGAGCACAUCGGCGCGCUGCUGGCUGUGCGGGGCGACGCCACGCGGGACAUGAAGCAGACCAUCAUCGAGACCUUGGAGCAGGGCCCGACGCAGGCGAGUCCCAGCUACGUGCCGCUCUUCAAGGAGCUAACGGUGCCCAGUCUGAACGUGAGCAAGCUCCUGAAGUAGCC
Molecule: messenger RNA, 2274 nt
Organism: Orycteropus afer afer
Lineage: Eukaryota; Metazoa; Chordata; Mammalia; Tubulidentata; Orycteropodidae
Gene: EXOC3
Product: exocyst complex component 3
Biological process (GO): exocytosis; exocyst localization
Cellular component (GO): exocyst
Molecular function (GO): SNARE binding
Source: RefSeq, a predicted model, not a curated record